CCCAGAUCAGUUGCGCUCGCCUGCUUCGCCGUCGCGGAUGUGCGUGUGUUUUUCGAACUGUAGGGGUGGUUUGUUUUCAAGCGUGUCGAUCGUAUUUUUUAUAAUUCGAAGCCGUCUGACGCUCACUCAGUCAACGGUAAAAGUGGUGGAAUUUGUUGACAGUUUCAUGCGUGCGGAAUUUACAAUGUCGACGGUUUUCUGCAAAAGUACAUAAAUAGUACGGACUGUAAACUAGCGUUGUUUUGGGAUUGAAUUAAAGAAUUACCAGUUGGGUUUCACAGUUUCAUCAAGUUUUUUGCCGCACGAGAGAACCCAAGACUGACCACACAAUUUAAACUUGCACUUGGCGAAUGGCAAAUGUCUAACGGGGGAGACUGGCCACAUCGUCGUCGACGCCGUUGUCGUCGUCUUCUGGAAUGCACCAAGAAGCCGUACAUGGUUGGGCAGCUGAUUUAUUGUGUUUAAUUAUCGCCGCUGGAUUGCCGCUGCCUAGUUGGCGGAACGUGACGUAGCCGAACCGUCGUCGGGACGGGAGCGAGCCAAGAAUCACGAUUUCCUUCGGAAGAAAACAACUCUGCAAUGGUUGAGAAGAAACCGGCAAAAUAUUUGCGGCGAGUGCUUGUUUCCGUUUGAGGUGUGUUGUCUAGCGAUAGAAGAAAAAAAAGCGGGGAAAAUAAGCUACAAGAAGCAAUAAGCGUGGCAAUGUAGAAAGUAGAAAAUGAUCAACAAGUGCAUUAUGGUGAAGGGAAUUCUGAAGAAACAGGUGGAAGUCGUGCGGUAACGAGACCGAAUGAAGUGUAUGGAAGUAAGCAAUAAAAGGCUGUAAAACAAAGCAAAAAAGUGCGUAUAUAGUGAAUUAAAUGUAGUUAAUGAGCGCUGAACAGAAGGGAAGAAAAAAAAGUGCACGAGUAAAAGAAGUCAAGUACGAGAAAGUCUGUCAAACACAACUAAAGGAGUCACAAACGAGAUGAAAGAGAAAAGAUUGCACUUGUCGAUCGUUGUUGCAUCGCCAAAAAUGCAUGCCCUACUUUUGUCGAUGGUGGCACUUGUGUGCUUUUUGCCGAUCGAAGCCGCUCAACGGCAACCGGUCUACAUCAACAAGUGCUGCCGGGUUGGCGAGUAUUACGACAAUUCUGCGCAACUGUGCGUGGUCGGAGGUAUAGAGAAGUGGGUCCCGAAGGUGUUUCUGCCGGCAAAGAAUCAACUUUACACCGACGUGGGUAACGCUCCAGUUCACAUGAAAUUCCUGGAAAACAAAAGGCCCGAGGGCUGUAAAGUGACUGCGUACACCAGCGACCAGAUUCUGCUGAUGGGCAAUGGGUCGCUGUUCCUGAGUCAGAAACAUUCGCUCAUAUCGUCACCGGAGUAUUGCGUGGACGAGAAAGUGGCACUGGUUUGCGCCCGAGACAAUGGAAUGGACUCACUGCAAGCGCCGGAGAAAACGAGUACGGUUUGGCGCUGUUGCGGUCCGAAUUUUGCCUACGACCGGGUGAAUCAGACCUGCGUCAAGCUGGAUCAGUCACACAUGAGCUACAGUGCGAAAAUUGUUGCAUCGACGCAUGUGGAUCUGAGCUUUCGCUUUCCGGACUGCAAAGAGCACGUGAUAGCCGGGAUUUUCAAACCAGAUAACCUGCAGGAAGAUACCGGAUCGGUGACGAUUGAUUCGGGCAAGAUUUUUGCGUCGCAUGAGUACUGCUUGGAGCAAGCGCUGGAUGGGAAAACGGUUUACGUGUUUUCCUGCUCGGAGCACUUGCAGCCGGAUUCGGUGCCGAUCAAGAAUCAGGACGUACGAUUCGCACUAUAUGCGGCCGGGUUACUCGUUUCGGUGAUUUUUCUUGGAGCGACCCUCGCCACCGGUUACUUGGUCACUUCGCAGCAUCACGUUCUGCACUGGCGCUGUCAGACGCACUACGUUGCGUGUCUGCUGAUUGGUGAUCUUUUCCUGGCCAUCGUCCAGCUGUCCGGAAACACGAUAACCGGUCCGGCGUGCACAAUGAUAGCUAUCAUCGUUCACUUCUUCUUCCUGGCGGCCUUUUUCUGGCUCAAUACAAUGUGCUUCAACAUUUGGUGGACUUUCCGUGAUUUACGCCCGACGUCGCUGGAAAAGAGCCAGGAGAUUUGCCGGCUGCGCAUCUACGAAGUGUACGCCUGGGGUGUGCCGCUGGUCAUCGCCGGAGUCGCAGCAAUUUUGGACAACCUGCCGGACACUGUAUAUCUGAGGCCGAGAUUUGGCGAACGGACGUGCUGGUUCUACGGUGAUCUGGAGAUACUGACCUACUUCUUCGGACCGGUGGGCAUCUUACUGUGCAUCAAUUUGCUGCUGUUCGCCUCCACUGCGCGCCAGUUGACCUGUGGCCUGUGGAAGCGAGACGACGUCAAGUCCACAACGGAACGCCGCGGUCUGGUUUCUUCUCCCUCUUACAGCGCUGCCCUGGGUCGUGUCUGCAUGAAGCUGGUCGUCGUCAUGGGGGUCACCUGGGUCGCCGAUGUGGCCAGCUGGGUGUUCGGCGGACCGGACUACAUCUGGCUGGUGACGGAUCUGAUCAACGCACUGCAGGGGGUGUUCAUCUUCAUCGUCGUGGGCUGUCAACCGCAGGUCUGGUCCGCGAUGAAGCGCCUCUGGAACUCGAAGACGGGCCGCUCGUUCACCAACACCACCCACGGUCCGCAGCACUCGAGCUCUUCCCAUGGGCUGCCAUCUAUGGGAGAGUCCAUUACGAAUAACACCUGCACCAACAAUACGACCACGACGACCAACUCCCAGACCAACCGGGUGCCCAUGGAAACGGUCUGCUAGGUCCCCGAUGAUCACAGCGAAGCGGUCACGCACAAGGUAACGCAGUUUGGUCGUUCGACCGAAGAAGGCCUGGGAUGUCUUUCGACGUUGGAAUAGAUUGGAAUUUUAAAAGGAAUCGAACUUUGACUGGUAGGCUAGAUGCUUCCACUAAUGUCAGCAGUUUUUUUUUUUGAGAAAUUUAGAACGCAUUUACAACAAUACUGCCAAUAUGAGUAUAGCUUCAUGUAUGUAAACAAGAAAGAUUGAUGAUUGGAUUAAAGAAUUGCAAUCCGAUGAAGAAAAACUUGACAAAAUUGGUAAUAUCCUAUGUUAACUUAUCUUGUACAUAUUUGUUUUAUUAAAGCACCUGCUUCGUUUCCUACAGCGCUUUCUGUAUAUUUCUGAAAUGUGAUCGCUUACGUUAAACAACUAUUAGUUUUCUAUCAGCAAAAUUUAAAGCUUUAAUUAGUAGGUUAAUAUUUUUCCUUCUUCGCUCACUGAUGAGUUUGUGAAUACAAACUCAUUGCAGUUGUCCUUUCCUUACUUACCUCUACCGUUGCAUAUGUUAAUCUUUCUUCUAUGUACAUAUUGUAAUAUUUAUUCAUUGUUUUCUGUUUAAGUUAAGGAUGUCUCUGCCAAUGAUGCAUGAAUUGCUAUGAUAACCGACUGAACAUGUAGCAAACACUACACUUAGUAUAGACCAAACGAGAACAAAUAGAAUCAGCUAUUCGCAAACUUAGUAGGGUCGUAAUAUUUUGAGAUGUAGCUAUUGUGUAGGACGAAAGUCAGAUCAUUCUUCGGACGUGUUUUGGAACCAUUUUAAACAGUCGUUAGUAUUUCGGGAUUUUAGGUGUUUUAGAGAAAUAUAUUAAUAUAAUGUCGAAAUUAACAAACAGCAGCUAGCAGCGCCAGCAAACCGAUUUGUAAUUCUUUGGCAGCGAUCAAUAAUGUAAGGGCCCACCGGUGACGUCAGUCGUAUGGAUAACAUAAUUGAAGGCAUAUUCUCAGCCAAUGAUCCUGCAGUAGUCGAAACAAGUACAAUACAUUUAGAAGCUGUAACAAAACACCACUGUCUCUUCACUAGUCGUGAAAACGAAACUCUUAUCAGUAUAUACUCACUACGCGAAAUCAACUCCUUCAGUAGUUAUUUCAAUCUUUCCACUAUACGCCUUUUUCUCUUGGAACUUAGAUGAAUUUAAAUCCCUUCACUAUCGAUAAUCUUCACGCUUCACUUAGAAACGAUUUUCAUUGAAAGAAUCAACUGAACGCAUCUUCAAUCAAUUCAUACAUAUACAGUAUUUGCAGUCCCUGGACGAAAUAAUUAGUGUAGGACUAAUAUGAGCGGAACAGAAAGUAUAUAAUCAUGAAGAACAAAUGUAACACGUGCUAUGACUAACUUUUAAACGUCCGGAAAAUGAAAAUAAAAACAAAGAAUGUCGCUAAAAAUGUAUUCAUAAACAGCAUGGUUAUAAACGCGUAUAUACAAACAAACUAGAUUGUAGAUCAUGUGAACAUUAACAACCUUCGAAUUAGUGCGCUACAAUACACAAUAAUAACAGUUUUACACACCAACACCUAACUAGACGCUCUAAGCACCUUCUAAGCAGUAGACCAAAAUUGAAGCAGACUCGAAUGCAUACAAACGAACAAUAAUGAUUAAUAAUUAUUAGUAUAGGGUACCUUAUGUAGUGGAAAUGGAAACGCUACUGUCGUUGUCCAAAUAAAUUCUACAAUUCAAAACAAACAGAACAAA
Molecule: messenger RNA, 4529 nt
Organism: Armigeres subalbatus
Lineage: Eukaryota; Metazoa; Arthropoda; Insecta; Diptera; Culicidae
Gene: mthl1
Product: probable G-protein coupled receptor Mth-like 1
Exons: 8
Coding region: 968-2797 (609 amino acids)
Biological process (GO): cell surface receptor signaling pathway; G protein-coupled receptor signaling pathway
Cellular component (GO): membrane
Molecular function (GO): G protein-coupled receptor activity
Source: RefSeq, a predicted model, not a curated record